This is a messenger RNA of Tachysurus fulvidraco (yellow catfish), 3723 nucleotides long. RefSeq names its product potassium voltage-gated channel, KQT-like subfamily, member 2a (gene kcnq2a). NCBI's taxonomy places the organism in Eukaryota, Metazoa, Chordata, Actinopteri, Siluriformes, Bagridae. Bases 251 to 2830 code for a protein of 859 amino acids. Gene Ontology annotation, molecular function: voltage-gated potassium channel activity. Gene Ontology annotation, cellular component: membrane. The transcript has 18 exons. Gene Ontology annotation, biological process: potassium ion transport; transmembrane transport. The record is from RefSeq and is a predicted model, not a curated record.
AAGCGUUUCUCUAGGACUUCAUUCGUUUGGAACAUAAAAUCUCUACAGCUCGACAUUUAACGAAAUGCGCGUGCGGUGGGUUUAAAACCCUAAACGCAGGAUAAAACUUGUGUUCUCAGACAGGCGAGCAUGAGAUCACUGCAGCUUCGCUUCACUGGAUUUUUCCAGUAGGGGACAAUCUCUGAACACACACCCAUUCGGGAGAUGCUCGUUUUCCAGCCUGACAGCGUGGCUCUCUAAGGCUCUGACAAUGGCGAGGAAAUCUGCCAACGGAGACCUCUCUCGCUCUCCGUCGCAGGAGAAGAAAAAGCCGAAGGUGGGCUUUGUGGGAGUGGAUGCCAGCGGCGCGGAGACGAGCCGGGACGGCGCGCUGCUGAUCGGGAGCGGAGAGAGCGCGCGCCGGAGCUCCAGCGGCAGGAUGGGUCUAUAUAGAGCGCGAGCGAGCUUGGGCGGCGCGCGCGGGACUCACCGACGCAGCGCGGGCUACCGGAGACUGCAAAAUUUCCUCUACAACGCACUGGAAAGACCGCGAGGCUGGGCGUUUGUCUACCACGCUUACGUCUUCCUGCUGGUGUUUUCCUGCCUUGUCCUAUCCGUGUUUGCUACCAUAAAAGAGUUCAAAAACAGUUCAGAGAAUGCCUUGUACAUUCUGGAAAUUGUGACCAUCGUGGUGUUUGGUGUAGAGUAUAUAGUGAGGCUCUGGGCUGCUGGUUGCUGCUGUCGCUACAGAGGAUGGAAAGGGAGGCUGAAAUUCGCUCGCAAGCCGUUCUGUGUUAUAGACAUCAUGGUGCUGUUUGCCUCUGUGUCCGUGCUGGCUGCUGGCUCUCAGGGCAAUGUGUUUGCCACUUCGGCCAUCCGCAGUCUCCGGUUCCUGCAGAUCCUCAGGAUGCUGCGUAUGGACCGCCGGGCAGGCACAUGGAAACUCCUGGGAUCUGUGGUUUAUGCACAUAGCAAGGAGCUCAUCACUGCAUGGUAUAUUGGCUUCCUCUGUCUCAUCCUGGCCUCUUUUCUGGUGUACUCAGUAGAGAAGGAUAAUAAUGCAGCUAUGUUCGAGACCUACGCUGAUGCUCUCUGGUGGGGCCUGAUCACUUUGACCACUAUUGGUUAUGGGGACAAGGUUCCUGCCACAUGGAAUGGACGCCUGAUUGCCGCAACCUUCAGCUUGAUUGGUGUGGCUUUCUUUGCUCUGCCAGCAGGUAUUCUGGGCUCAGGCUUUGCUCUGAAGGUCCAGGAGCAGCACAGACAGAAGCAUUUUGAGAAACGCAGGAACCCUGCUGCAAGCCUGAUUCAGGCGGCUUGGAGAUUCUAUGCUACAAACCUCUCUCGAACAGACCUGCUGUCAACUUGGGAUUUUUACGAGCAGACAGUAUCUGUUCCAAUGUACAGACUGAUCCCUCCUUUUAAUCAGCUGGACCUCUUGCGCAGUCUGAAGGGCAAAUCUGGAUUCAGAAAGGACUCACAGCCUGAAGCUUCUCCCAGCCGUAAAUCGAGCAUAAAAGAGAAAGCAUUCCUCAGCCCUUCUAAGAGUGCAGGUGGAAAGGAGACAAAAUCACCUGGAGCGGAUGAGGGAGCAGAAGAAAGUCCAAGCAAAAUGCCAAAGAGCUGGAGCUUCACUGAGCGAAACCGCUCCAGACAUUCCUUUAAGAGCAAAGAGGGAAGGACCUCAGAAGUGCUGAUUGAGAUGCAGGAUGAAGACCUUGGAAUGAAGAGAUCUCCAGCAAUUGAGGGGUUGAUCAAAGCAAGUCUUCCAGAGGACUUUGGUGACGAUAGAAAUUAUGAUUUUCUCCAAGAUCUGUCUCCUGCACUGAAAGCCACCAUAAGGGGAAUCUGUAUCAUGCGUUUCCUGGUGUCUAAGAGACGGUUUAAAGAGAGCUUGAGGCCAUAUGAUGUAAUGGAUGUGAUUGAGCAGUAUUCAGCAGGCCAUCUGGACAUGCUUUCUCGCAUCAAGAACCUGCAGUCCAGGAUAGAUUUGAUUGUGGGCCCCCCACCCCCUUCGACCCCUCGCCAUAAGAAGGUGGACCAGAUAGUGGGCAAGGGAGUAUCAUCAGGGGAAAAGGAGAAACCCAAGAGUGACAUGGCUCAGGAAAAUGACCCCAGCAUGAUGGGACGAUUUUUCCGGAUGGAGAAACAGGUGGUUGCGAUGGACCGCAAACUUGACUUCUUGGUGAAUGUGUACACCACACGUAUGGGUAUUCCACGCUCUGAAACUGAGGCGUUGCUGGGCUUCAAGAUGGCUGAUCCAGCACCACCUUACCAUAGCCCAGAAGAAAAGAUUGAGAAGGUGCAGGAUGAAAAUGAAGAGAAGAAUAACCCGGAGCCCAGCCCGACUGGGACACCUGCCAAUAGUAUGUGCCGCCCAUCCACAUCCUGGAAUCAGCCGAGCGAGCAGCCACUCAAUGUUCCUCUUUGGAAUAACAGCCGUGGGGCAUCACCAGGCACUGAUGACCCAUCACUUUACCGUAUCCCACCUCCACCACCACAUGACAGCGGGGAUGGCGGACGGCAAAGGCGACACAGACACACACGACCUAAAACAGGUGUUGACAGCGACACAUCCCUCUCCAUUCCUUCAGUGGACCACGAGGAGUUAGACCGCUCAUUCAGUGGCUUCAGCAUCUCACAAGCCAAGGAGGAGGAUUUUCUUCCUCCAGUGAAUCUUGGACUGUUUGGAGGAGGAAGAGGAAUACCCUUCUGUACUCGUAUCAGACCCUACUUGGCUGAAGGGGAAUCAGACACAGACUCAGAACUUUACACACCUGGUGCUCCUUCACCUCUAUCAUUUACAGGUGAGGUGGCAUUCGGAGACAGGGGUUGGCCAGGUCUGAAGUAGAAGAAAAUGCCUAAAGGAGCCUUCAAAUUGCAACAAGAGCCUUCAGAUCUUGAGUGGAUAAUAAGAACAAUAACAUAAUCAAAGAACCCAAUGUGGAUAUUAAUGCAUGAGGACUAAAAUAACACAUUUAGAAACUAAUGAACACGAUCCACUCAUUGGACACUUGCUAUUUGGUAAUAUUACAUUGGCAAGGGAGUUACUUUAACAAAAAGAAAUGAACCUAAUUUGUGGCCUCAUAAAUCAAGACAUUUGUCUUGUUUGCAGACUUAAAAAAAAUGUUUUCAUGUAAGCAGGUAUUGGCAUGAGUUAUUCAUCUCAUGGGUCAUUUGUUUGUAAUAAUGUAGUUAUGUAUAGUUAUGAUACCAAUGCUUAUUACCAAGGCAAUAUUAGAAGCACUUUACUUAUUGAUUGUAUAUAAAUAAUAAGUAUUAUUGACAGUAUGCUUGCUUUUGCUAUUAGUUUAUUUUUCUUUUAUUUAUUUUAUACACAACAUAAGAGACUGUAACGAUGAACAAACAUAAGAAUAAUAUAUGAAUUUGUGUGCUGCGUUUAAUGGAAACUUUUUUAAAAUGAUUACCCCAACCAAAGAUACCGAGAUAGCACUUCUGUGCACGAUUUAAAUUUACACAUUUUUACUUCCAUCUGCAAAAUAUUUAUAAAUCUAGCAUGUACUUUAUUUUUAUUGAUACACUUACAGGAGUUUUUACAGGCAAAAAUGUUUACAUUUUACAUUCAAUGUUUAUUAUAAUCAUUAUCUGGAUUAACUUAGAAGCAACACCAUGCCAAUCUGUAUCGAAAUUCCAAUCUGAUCAAAGGUUACUCAUCAUUCAAGUAAACGUCUUAUAUUUAUUGUUAUAAAUACAUAAAAAAAACCUGUAAGAAAGAGUGGUUAA